Gasterosteus aculeatus aculeatus (three-spined stickleback) is the source of this 2418-nucleotide messenger RNA. The record is from RefSeq and is a predicted model, not a curated record. Lineage: Eukaryota; Metazoa; Chordata; Actinopteri; Perciformes; Gasterosteidae.
AACCAAGAAGCAUGUGGGACUGUGUGAAAAUACUUUUAUAAAUACGUUUAUUUCAUCCUCCCACACAUGCAGCUUUAGUGACUUCCUCAUUUUCAGAUCUCUACGUUGUUUUAAAAAUAAGCACAACUUUUAAGGAUCUUCAUUUCUCUGCACAUCUGCCAUCGAUCUGCUCGAAGGACAAAAACAAAUAGUUUCUGCCUCUCCUGACUCACAAAGAUGGCUGCAGCUCUGACUCUCCUUCUCAUUGGUUCUCUGCUGCAAGGUGCUCAGAGUAAAGAGUUUAAGGCAUUUGUGCCGCAGACUAUAGAGGUUCUUACAGGAUCCUGUGUGACCAUCCCCUGCUCCUUUGAGAUAGAAGAUCAAUAUGAAUCAAACCUAAAUGACACAUGUAGAGCACAAUGGAAACUUGGUUGGGAAAAAGUUUUGUUUAACAGCAAAGAUCAACAAACAAGUUUAAAUAAAGGAGAACUGAUAGGAGACUUGACAAAAAAAAACUGCACCACAACCCUAAACAACAUUCAACCUGCUGGCAACUAUAGUUAUUUCUUCAGGUUGGAAUGUGACAACGGUCUAAAAUAUGAUUUUUCUGCAAAAAGAGUUCUUCUUUCAGUCAAAGAUGUUCCUCCCAGACCGACUCUGACUCCGUCAGCUCUGAAGGUGGAGGAGGGAGCCUCAGUGAGUUUGAGGUGCUCUGCUCCAGCUCCAUGUCUGUCUCAUCCUCCAACUGUGACAUGGACCAAAGGCCUGGGGGACAUUGUGGAGACACUGCAGGAGAAUAAGGACAGAACCAAAGUCCUGACCUCUGUUGUGACCUUCACUGCCUCUCACAAGCAUCAUGGAGAGACAAUCUCCUGUGAGGCCUCCUACCACAAACAGGAUGGAAGCGCUGAGUCAGCUGCUACUUUAACAGCUGCUACUUUAACAGCUGAUGUUUCAUAUUUCCCCAAAGUCACCACAGUGUCAGUCUGUCCCUCUGGUCCAGUACUAGAGGACAGUAGUGUGACUCUGACAUGCAGUAGUACUGCUAACCCAGCAGUGAAGAACUACACCUGGUACAGAGCGGAUGGAGAACAGGAGACUUUUAUUGGGACGGGACGUGUUCUCACCAUCAAAGCCUCUAAAGAAGACAGUCCUUUUCUCUGCACGGCUCAGAAUGAUGUUGGAGUUGGACGAUCCAACAACACACACAUAGACGUUCAAUAUUCCCCCAAAGUCACCACAGUGUCAGUCUGUCCCUCUGGUCCAGUAUUAGAGGACAGUAAUGUGACUCUGACAUGCAGUAGUACUGCUAACCCAGCAGUGAAGAACUACACCUGGUACAGAGCGGAUGGAGAACAGGAGACUUUUAUUGGGACGGGACGUGUUCUCACCAUUAAAGCCUCUAAAGAAGACAGUCCUUUUCUCUGCACGGCUCACAAUGAUGUUGGAGUUGGACGAUCCAACAACACACACAUAGACGUUCAAUAUUCCCCCAAAGUCACCACAGUGUCAGUCCGUCCCUCUGGUUCAGUACUAGAGGACAGUAGUGUGACUCUGACAUGCAGUAGUACUGCUAACCCAGCAGUGAAGAAGUACACCUGGUACAGAGCGGAUGGAGAACAGGAGACUUUUAUUGGGACGGGACGUGUUCUCACCAUUAAAGCCUCUAAAGAAGACAGUCCUUUUCUCUGCACGGCUCACAAUGAUGUUGGAGUUGGACGAUCCAACAACACACACAUAGACGUUCAAUAUGCAGCACAGAUCCUGCUCUCAUCCGACUGCAUCACAGCUGGAGACCAGCUCAACUGCUCCUGCUGGACUCUGGGAAAUCCUCCUCCCACUGUACGCUGGUAUCUGAACGGGUCACCUGUCAAUCACUCCGAGGAGCUUUCAGUAAGCAGCGAGCGUCUAAAUGACACCACGUGGAGCAUCAUCACGGUGAAUAGACAGCAGGAGGCGGGUCUUUCCUCGCUGCUCUGCCGCAGCGUGAACUCUCGGGGAUCUGCUACUCAGCGGUUUUGUGUCGGCAGCUCAGAGCCUCAGAAGUCUGCUCAGAGUCCAGACCGAGUGAUGUUGACAGUUUUCAUCAGUGUGGUCGUCGCUCUACUUGUACUAGUAUGUGCUCUGCUGUUUGUGAUCAGGGCUCAGAAGACCCACCAUGACCGCCUGAGGAGUCAGUGCACCGGGGACACCAGCACGGUGGCUGCAGGCCAUCUUCUAGGUGGAGAGGGACAGGAGUUACCAAACAACGCAGAAGGAGCCAGCGGAGGCUCAGAGAAGACCAGUGAGGAGGGCAAAGAUGUGGUUUACUCGACUGUGAACCAGAGGACCAGGAGCCAGAAGAAGAGGGCCGAGGCCUCGGAGGAGAGUCCCCAGCCGGGUGGCUCGUCUCUGGAGGAGGAGAUGUGCACGGCGGGAGGAACGCUCAGAGCUUUGUGA